AUGAGCUUGUCUGAAACAGCAAUCUCUUCCCCAGAACAGCCAAAUACAACAACUAAUAGAGAUGAAAUCAAAAUCACUACUGGCUUCGUCAAAAUUAGUCCCGAUACUGAGCUCUAUUAUGAACUGCGUUCACCACAAGUUCUACAAGAGACAUCAAAAGUAAUUAUGAUAAUGGGUGCAUUUGCUACAUUGAAACACUUCGAUAAACAAGCACAAUUUAUUGUCAAACAUUUUGCUCAUUCUUCAACACCAAUGGAAGUUUUGACAUAUGAUCAUCGAGGAAUAGGGAAGUCACUAACUACUUCCAAAGUUCGGCAAACAUCACGUAUGCUUGCUGAUGAUGCUCUUGCUUUAAUCGCUAAAGUCUGGGCAGCAAAUGAGCCUGUACAUAUAUACGGUGCCAGUCUUGGUGGAAUGGUAGCACAAGAAUUGGCUCUACUUUUAAUCCAGUCAAAUCGUUUGAGAUCGUUGUAUCUUGCAGUGACGUCACGUGGUAGUUUUAUUCGACCGAUGGCAAUACUUGGUCCUAGCACCUGGUCAUUGCUAAUGCCGUUUCUUAUCAAGAAAGAUCAUGAAAGAAUGAUUCGUGAUGUUCUUCUUCCUGCUACAUUUUCACCUUCUGCUCUUAAAGUUAGUGGUGAACGAUAUGCAACAUUAUGGAUUAAUGAGUAUGAUCAAUGGUGGGCUUUUGGUAAUCAAGAUGCUUGUGCUUGUCAGUGCUCGGUGACUGCUUCACAUUAUUUAUCGAAUGACAAAGGACGCUUAAUACGUGAUGCAGGUAUUCCGAUUACCGUUCAAAUAUCGCUGAAAGAUGCUUUGAUGUCAUCGAAAAAACAAGAAGAAUUAGCAAAAUUACUAAAUGCAAAGACAGUUGUAUUCGAUCAAGGUCACAUGGGUGAUGACGACGUUCAAAAAGAAUUAUUUCAAGCAUGUAUCCAACAUCUAGAAGAGAAUAAUUGA
Rotaria sordida is the source of this 960-nucleotide messenger RNA. Lineage: Eukaryota; Metazoa; Rotifera; Eurotatoria; Philodinida; Philodinidae. The record is from the annotation of a GenBank genome assembly.